Messenger RNA from Pararge aegeria (speckled wood butterfly), 2763 nucleotides. RefSeq names its product protein gooseberry (gene gsb). Gene Ontology annotation, biological process: regulation of transcription by RNA polymerase II; anatomical structure development. Gene Ontology annotation, molecular function: DNA-binding transcription factor activity, RNA polymerase II-specific; RNA polymerase II cis-regulatory region sequence-specific DNA binding. Lineage: Eukaryota; Metazoa; Arthropoda; Insecta; Lepidoptera; Nymphalidae. The transcript has 6 exons. The record is from RefSeq and is a predicted model, not a curated record. Bases 173 to 1588 code for a protein of 471 amino acids.
GUCUUCAAAGUAACACGGAUUAGACACACGCAGUUUUCUUUACGUAAUCAUGCCUGCGUACCUGUGAUUGUAGUGACAGACUGAAAUUGUGUUUUCCCGGGACUUUUGUAUGUGCUAGAACUGAUUCGGUGUUUAGAGGCGCAAUAUCUCCUCUGUUCCCGAUUCUGCGUCAAUGGCUGUAUCAACAUUGAAUAUGACCCCAUAUUUUACGGGAUAUUCUUUUCAAGGGCAAGGACGAAUGAAUCAAUUAGGCGGAGUGUUCAUCAACGGGCGGCCUUUGCCGAACCACAUCAGGCUAAAAAUUGUGGAGAUGGCAGCGGCGGGCGUGAGGCCUUGCGUUAUCUCACGUCAAUUGCGUGUCUCGCACGGCUGUGUUUCAAAAAUACUCAACAGAUAUCAGGAAACUGGUUCGAUCCGCCCUGGUGUAAUCGGAGGAUCAAAACCAAGGGUAGCGACGCCGGAAGUUGAAAACAGGAUAGAAGAACUGAAGAGACAAAACCCAGGUAUAUUUUCCUGGGAAAUUAGAGAUAAAUUAAUAAAAGAAGGCAUUUGUGAUAAAAAUACAGCCCCGUCAGUCAGUUCGAUUUCGCGACUAAUAAGAGGAGGCAAAAUGGAUGAAUCAGACCCUAGAAGAAACCACAGUAUUGAUGGUAUUCUAGGUCCAUCAUCUUGCGAAGACUCAGAUACUGAAUCAGAACCAGGCAUCACGUUGAAGAGGAAACAGAGAAGGUCAAGAACUACCUUCUCCGGAGACCAGCUUGAAGCUUUAGAGAGAGCGUUUACAAGGACUCAAUAUCCAGAUGUUUAUACACGCGAGGAGUUGGCGCAAAAGACGAAACUGACCGAAGCUCGAGUUCAGGUCUGGUUCUCUAACCGAAGAGCUCGUCUCCGCAAGCAACUGAAUUCUCAACAACUAAGCGCUUUCAACACUAUGUCCUUACAAUCCGCUUUCCCAUCCGUCCACCAGCAAUAUGAACCACCUUCUACAUUUAAUGCUCAAUGUCCGUCAUGGCAACAAUCUUAUUCGUCUGCAUUGGGUACAAGUUCUGUUCUCAACUCUGCAUUAGCACCUUCUCUGCAUCAAUCAGCGUUAAGUGCACCUUCAGUAUGCCAGUCAGCCCUAGCUGCAUCAUCCUUACAUCCUCCGACUUCUACCUCGUUCUCGUCAGGAAAUUUAACUCCUCUCUCACACGCAUCUGAACUUCCAACGCCUUUGCAAGCGUCAUCUGAUAUCACUCCUCCCAGUUCUAGCCCAACAUCGGCAAGCCCUUCAGCCAAUCAGAGUGGUGGAAUAACCUACCAACAUCCCACCUACGCAAAUGGGAGUGAAGCUCUCAGCCAUCCGUAUGGAUACAGUGACUACGCGAAACAAGAAAUGUCUGCCCAUAACCACUGGUCAUCAAGACAACUCAGCGGGCAUCCACAAAACAAACUACCCGAAGUCAGCCCAUGGCCAGAAAAUUAUAGUUCGUUUUUUGGUACUAACCCCUCACACUAUGCAUCACACGCUCACUCUCCGAGCGAAGCAAAAUCUGGAUACCCCUACAUUGGACAACUCGGAGGCAUGGAUAUGGGAAGAGUGCAUUGAAUAAAACAUUUUAUUAUUAGUUAAUUCAGUUAUUAUUUGUGAUUUUGUACUGUUGACGAUUUAUAUAACAGAAUUUGAAUAUUUGCAUAAUUUUCUGAUGAAAAAGAUUAACUAAGAAGUUUAUGAAGUGUGUAAAUGCGAGGGCAAGUCCUGACUGCCUUUUUGGUCAAAACAAGUGAAAUGUUUAACUAUUACGAUGGCCGUAAAGAUUAUUGGCGCGAGAGUGUAGUACACUCGUUUAAUUAUUUUUCAUAAAGCUAACAGUCUCUAGCAAUGACAUGAAUAGACAAAUAAAAGGUCGUAUUAUGUACCUACCUGUGUAGUAAAUAGAUAUAGUAAACAUAAACCCUAAGUGAAUUUUAUAUUUACAUACAAUUCAAUGCUUUGUACGAUCCUGGCGCAACAUGUACCUACGGUUCAACAAUGUUUUCCAUUCUACUCACACCGAUCGUCGAUCAAAGGUUUAUGGUGCAAGUAACUACAGUGAGGGCUACUCGCACCGCUGCGUUCUACCUACGUCCUUAGUGGCGUUCAAGUAUGCGUCCAGCGUGCGAUGACAAAGAGCUUGCGUUCACCAGGAGUCCUGUGAUUGUCGCUUGUGAUACAAGUCGGUCGCCGCGCUUAGGACUUGUCUUAAAAACUAAAAGAUAUCAGUACAAAAGAAGAAAAAGACACAAGCAACAAUAUUUAUAAUAAGUAGGUUUUUCUAUAUAAGUGUUGCAUGGGGCACCACAACAGUUUACACAGUUGCUGUCGAGUUGCGUUGUCGGCGAAUGUAUGCGUUUCACGCUAUUGAACAUUGGCAAACGAUUUACUGUGAUGGUUUUUGAUCACAGAAAGGGUACGAUGUUCCAGCAGUAAUUCCAGUUCCAAUUAUUCUUAUUCAAAUUAAACACUUGUGCCUUUCGAAUUCAUAUCAAAUGAAUAAAGUAAUGGGAUAACCAAACCAACGCGUCCAACAGCGUCCAAGUUUGCUUCUUGCGACCAAUCAAUCACAAGACACUUGCUUGAACGUGUGUUUCUAGUUAUUGCUGGACGCAAUAAUUGUGGAUACCGCUAAGGACGUUGGACGCUGCGCGUUUGGCCUUCCCUUAACAAAGCAACUAUUUUCAUAUAUUAUACAUAUAAUAUUUUGAAGACUAUGAUAGGAUAAGAUUAAAUUGUAUUACGCAGCU